Molecule: messenger RNA, 2838 nt
Organism: Colletotrichum karsti
Lineage: Eukaryota; Fungi; Ascomycota; Sordariomycetes; Glomerellales; Glomerellaceae
Product: dynamin family protein
Exons: 3
Coding region: 1-2838 (945 amino acids)
Cellular component (GO): cytoplasm; membrane; microtubule
Molecular function (GO): microtubule binding; GTPase activity; GTP binding
Source: RefSeq, a predicted model, not a curated record
AUGACCAAGGCAAGGGCUCAACGAGGUAUUAAGGCCGAGCCUGGUGCUCUCAACCCCGGCAAUACCUCUCCUACGCCUACUCUGGCUCACACCGUCGCCGGCUCCCCUCCCCAGCGCAGAUCGCGAAACUCCAUUGCGCCAGGAGACGACAGCCAGACUUUUAUGAGGUCCGACGCUCCUACACCUUCCGUCAUGGCCAAGACCCUAGCCACUCGCUCUGUGCGGACAGCUAUGACGAACCCCACUGUCGAUGACAGCGAAGCUCCUGUCCUGAUGCAGGUUAGGAACCUCGACAUGGAGCCGCCCGCCGGCGCAACUCAGAACGAUUCAUCGAUUUUUGAUGGCUCCUUCCGCGACAUUGGCGCCAAGCUGAAGGUGUUUAACGAUACGCUCGGUGAGCUUCAGCAGCUUGGCGUCUCUCACGACGUUCCGCUACCUCAGCUGGUCUUGGUCGGUGAUCAAUCGGCCGGCAAGUCCAGCCUCAUGUCCGGCCUGGCCGGCCUCAAUCUGCCGCGGAGCGACGGCGUCUGUACCCGUUGUCCCAUCCAUAUCCGUGUUUCUCGCAGCCUGGCGAGGGACCGUGGCGGCCCUGAGUGGUCUUGCCGCGUCUCCCUGCAGCAGGACUUCGCUUUCCAGCCCCCUGCCGGCUACGAGAUCACCAAGGACGAUGUCACGCCCGAAAACCCCUUUCCACCGUGGGUCAAGCAGCCACGCGUUGUCAAGGAAUUCAUGACUAUCUACGACCAGUCUGACAUUGACACCGUUCUUCGAUGGGCUCAAGUCGCUAUCUUGAAUCACGACCAGAAUCAUGAGUUGUACAUCCCCGGCACAGGCGCCAUCACCAAGCAAAGGUUGUUAGACGAAGAGGCGGAGCACACCGCCGCCAAAUUCAGCCCCAACACCGUCGCCCUCGAGAUCAGGGGGCCUGACCUGCCUGAUCUUUCAUUCUUCGACAUGCCUGGCAUCUUCCGCAACUCGGCCCGAGAGGAGGACGAGUAUCUCGUUUCUGUCGUGGAGAAUCUCGCUCGGGAGUAUAUCUCACAUGAGGGCGCUCUCAUCAUUUGGGCUGUUCCGAUGAAUGUCGAUGCCGAGACCUCCUCCACCCUGUCCAUCAUUCGCAACCUCAAGGCGCAGCAGCGCACAAUUGGUGUCAUGACCAAGGCGGACCUUCUCCCCGAGGGGAACUACGCGCAGUGGCUUUCCAUGUUGGAUGGACAACGUCACAGAAUUGGUCAUGAGUUCUUCAUCACCUCCCGCCCGUCAGAUCGGAAACUUGAGGAUCAGCAGCGUUGGGAGGAAGCAUACUUCCACGACGGCGCUAGUGAACGUUGGCCGGAGGAAUUUCACCGCUUCCGUGAGAGGUGUGGAGUUGAGAAACUCAAGGCUGCUCUUUCGGAGAAGCUUGGAAAGGAGUUUGCCAAGAACCUGCCAUCGAUCAAGCACAAGGUCGUUACACGACUUCAAGAGAUCGAGGCUGAAUUGAGCACCCUCCCGGAGCUGCCUAACAAUGUCGAGUUGGAAGUCAGAAAGAGCCUGAUGGCCUUCUCUAAUGCCGUCAAGGAUACGCUUCGUGGCAGAGACUUCUCCGCUAACUACGGAGCCCUGUCCGAUGCAUUCCGGGAUUGCAUUCUACAUAUGAAGCCGAAGUUCAUCCUCAAGGACAGGUCCGACAUCCCGGUCUUGGAGAUUUCAGACGAUGAGGACGAUGCCGCCGGCGUUGCGACCCCGGGAAACCGAAAGCGUGGUGCUCAGACACAAGGUAGCGCCAGUGUGAAGAGAUCUCGACCUACAGUCAACGGUGGUUCCUUCUCCGUCGCCGUCAAGACAGAGGACAACGGCUCGACUCCAUCGACGCCGACUCAUCGGCGCCCUGUCCCCCCAUCCCCCUUGGCACCACCAUUCCAACAGUAUGUCAAGUACGGCGCUGGUUUCCGCACUCUUCGCAAGAUCAACGAAGAUAUCAGGGCCAAGACCAAAGCCGGAAUGCCCAGCAUCGUGCCGGAUGAGGUGUACGAGGACCUGUGCAAGGAGGCUGUGAAGGCUUGGAACCAGCCUAUGGCAACCUUCCUGCAGGAGACUAUGACUCGACUGCAGAAGAUUGUCGACUACGUGUUGGAUCAAGCUUUCGGGUCGCUGAAGAAACGCCUCAUCUUUAAGGAGUCAAGGAAUUACAUGAACCAAUUCCUGGAGGAGCGCCGUGCCGAGGCUCUGGCAUUCUUGGAGGACGUGUACCGCAUGGAGACGUUUCAGUUGUUCACCGUCAACAAGAAGGCAUUCGAGGAGUAUGAGCGUGCAGAGAGCCGGAUGCUUACGCGGUACCGCCAUGUUAUGCGCUGGCAGGCGUUCUCCGGAGAGCACUCAGACUUCCAUGACUGGGAGAAAAUGACUCCGGAUCAGCGCAACCAGGAGGAGAAGAAGCACAACGUCGAGCUGGCGAAGAUGGGCCCGGAUGCUUUCGACAAGGAGUUGAAGGUCGCGGCAUAUGUUCGCGGCUACUACAUUGUUUCUGCCCUUCGUUUCGCCGACACGGUUUGUCUUUCAGUCACAUCUCGGAUGAUGCCGAAGAUCGUUCAGGAGCUCGACUUUUUCCUGGAGCGUCAGCUUGGUCUGGUCGGCCCCAAUGACGGAACUGUGUUCUCGCGUCUGAUGGAAGAAGAUGAUGCCACCGCGAGAAAGAGGGAGAGAUUGAGAGGCGAGCUCGAGAAGUUCAAGAAGGCCUUGCAGUCGAUAACCAACAAUGAGCUGGAUGUCGUCGCUGGACCGUCUUCGCAGGAAACGCCCUACGACUCGUACGAGGAGUCGGUGGCUGACAACAUGGAGGUGGAUGACUCGAUCUGA